Molecule: messenger RNA, 1728 nt
Organism: Fusarium venenatum
Lineage: Eukaryota; Fungi; Ascomycota; Sordariomycetes; Hypocreales; Nectriaceae
Product: cytochrome P450
Molecular function (GO): heme binding; oxidoreductase activity, acting on paired donors, with incorporation or reduction of molecular oxygen; iron ion binding
Source: RefSeq, a predicted model, not a curated record
AUGGCGCUUUUAAUUUUUGAUACCAUCGACUCAACGUCUACUCGAGUUCUAGCCGGUGGACUUCUAUUGGUCGGCGUCAUCUACACCAUCUACCGAUCUAUACUACCUCGUCCCCUGGAAGGAAUCCCGUACAACGUCGCAGCCACCAAGCGAAUCUUUGGCGAUCUGCCCGAUGUCCGUGCCUAUGGUAGCUUGACCGAUUGGCUCGCGACACAAGCCGUCAAACAUCAAUCACCACUUUUCCAAACCUUCAUUCGUCCUAUGGGCAAACCCUGGGUUGUUGUCGCUGAUCACUAUGAAGCAGCCGAGGUUUGCACCCAUCGAUUGAAAGAGUUUGACAGAGGUAGCGCAAGCACGUCUAUUUUCGCUUGUGUUGUUCCCGGUUCACAAAUCACACUCGAGAGUCACAAUCCGCAAUUCAAGAAAAAUAAGGAGCUUGUCAGGAAUUUGAUGACGCCGACUUUUUUGUCAGAGGUGUCAGCACCAGAAAUCUAUGACAAAUUCUCACGUCUUGUUGAAUUGUGGAAUUUGAAAGCUGACCAUGCAGAUGGAAAGUUCUUCGCGGCGGCGAGAGAUAUUCACAAUGCCGCUCUAGAUAUCAUCGUCUGCGCCUCUUUCGGUAUCGACACACAGGAGACGCAACUGGUAAAAGAAAUCGAGCAACUCAGUACAGAGUCUUUGAGUGAAAAUGACUGUGAAAUCUCAUUCAAAGAGGUGCCUCUCAGUGAAGAGUUAAGUGCCAUGACUACCUUAUCGGAAAGCAUCGCAAAAGUUGUAAAAACACCCUCUCCUCCAUUCUUUCACUUUUUGUAUCGCAAUUUGUCAUCCAAAAUGCGCAAUGCCACCGCCCUUACUCGAAAACUACAACGCCGCGAGAUUACCAAUGGCAUCAAACGGCGCCAGAACGGGGAAGCGAUGAAGUGCGCGUUGGAUGAGAUAUCGGCCCGAGAGGAAGCUGCGGCAAGGAAAGAAGGGAGGAAACCUGACUACCACUCUCAGACUAUCACCAGUGAGCUCAUGACAUAUCUGAUCGGUGGCCAUGAAACUACAUCUUCCGCGAUACGAUGGGGCAUAAGUUAUCUCAGCGCAGACCAAAGAGCACAGUCCGAAUUGCGAAAGGUCCUUCAAGAAGCCCAUCGGCAAGCCAAAGCAGAGAAACGCCUUCCCACUCUAACCGAAAUAAUACAGACACGCGUACCAUAUCUCGAUGCCGUCGUGGAAGAGACACUACGACUCUCGUACCCUCUUGGUAUGUGCUUGCGAGAAGUUCAAGUCGACACACAAAUACUCGGAGCCCGUAUUCCAAAAGGAACAACCAUCGCUUUUCUUUCCAACGGACCAAGUGUACUCGCACCACCUAUACAAUACGAUGAGUCGCGCAGUAGUGAAUGGGUCCGAGCGAGGAAGCCAGAGCAGUCCGUUGAACAAAAAUACGACUUCCCUUCCUUUAUACCUGAGAGAUGGCUCAAGUCUGCAAUGACUGAAGCUGGCAAAGAGGAAGUUGUGUUUGACUCCCAAGCCUUCCCUAUCCAAGCAUUUGGCCUAGGCCCUCGCGGUUGCUUUGGUAAGAGGUUGGCGUAUCUCGAGAUGAAGAUCUUUUUCACUCUUAUCACUUGGACAUUUGAGCUUUUGCCAUUGCCAGCGGAUGUCGCGACUCCCAAGGCAGUUUCAUCGUUGACUAGAAACCCGGAUCGGGUGUUUAUUAAGCCGCGUCGGGUAGUACUAUAG